This is a messenger RNA of Colletotrichum abscissum, 4680 nucleotides long. RefSeq lists its product as uncharacterized. Bases 1 to 4680 code for a protein of 1559 amino acids. NCBI's taxonomy places the organism in Eukaryota, Fungi, Ascomycota, Sordariomycetes, Glomerellales, Glomerellaceae. The transcript has 4 exons. Gene Ontology annotation, molecular function: protein binding. The record is from RefSeq and is a predicted model, not a curated record.
AUGGGUUUCUUGAACAGACUCAAGAAACGUUUUCGCCGCCCCAAGGAUGACAAUGCCUCCCAAGAAUCGCCCAAUACCCUGUCGGUUCCACAUCAGCACGUCGGUGCAUCCACGGACACGAUAUCCAGCCCUGGAGCUCUGAACGAUUCCUCGAUAGCACCGCAACCAACGUCAGCCAUCGACCUCGGGACUGCUGCUCCAGAGAUUCCACAAAACGGGACGACUGAACAGCCGCUCUCCCACGGAGACAGUGGCAGGUCUAUUCGAAAGCUGUGGGAUGUAGCAUACAAGGACCUACAGGCUGAAGAUAAAUCCCUUGUCCAACAGUUCGAAAACGAUAUUCGUGGCAACUUGAGCGCCGGCAUCGGUACUCUUGCACGUUCCCAUAUGGAGACGAAAGGCUGGUUAGGAACGAUCCUUAAGCACAAGAUCGAAGAAGUCAAUCGGGACGCAUGGAAGUUGCAAUUCGGCAGCACCGAGGUCCAAGUCGAGGAAGUAGUGAAACCUGUCCUAGCGGUUGUCAAUUGGGCCAAUGAUUUCGUUGCGAAGGCCGUUAGCUCAAAUCCCUACGCAUCGAUCGCUUGGGGUGGUGUAAGCCUGUUACUGCCGCUACUCCUGAACCCUUUAGAACAAGGUUCUUCUCUGGCAAAAGGCCUGAAGCACAUCUCAUCCAUCAUAGUUCGAAGCUCGAUGUGGGAGGAUCUCUACGUGCGGCGCUACGAGUCUGACAAUAGUGAGCCUUCGCUGGGGUCUCACGAUCAAUACCGAACAGCCUUGAAAAGGCUGUAUCAAGAAAUCAUCAGGUUCCAGAUUGUUUGUUAUCAUCAUUUCAAUCACAAAACCGCCUCUCGAGUAGGACUAGACGCUGUGAAGCACAACGACUGGGAGGAGCUGCUCAAAGAGAUUGAGUAUCAGGAGACCCAAUUCGACAAAGUGCUCAGCGAUUGGCGCGACAGAAUGUUCAAUGACGAAUGCGAGAAAUCACAGGGGCGGCAUGAACAAGUCAUGAUUCACUGGCAAAACAUCGGCACAGAUGUCUCUGACUUGAAAAGAAGAGUUGAGGAAAUUCAGGAAGACGAGAAGCGCAAAGAGCUGCUCAGCUGGCUCUGCACCGUCGAUACUUCGGUGCAGUAUAACGCUGCGCGUAGCAAACACCGUAAAGGAACCUGCGAGUGGUUGAUAAAUGACAGCGAGGACUUCAAGACGUGGGAAAGGGCUCCCAAAUCUUUCUUGUGGCUCAACGGCAAGGCUGGCUCUGGGAAAUCGAUUCUCAGCUCAUCCGUCAUCAAACACUUGAAAGAAAAGUCCGAAAAGGAUCCUAGAGUUGCACUUGCAUACUUCUUUUUCAGUUUCGGAAACAUAGAGCUGCAAAAGGUGAACAUCAUGCUCUCGUCGCUUGUCAGACAACUGUGCGCAAGCCGCCCCGACACACCACAGCCGAUCAAAGACUUCGAGACUUGUAUGAUCAAAGGAGAGCAUCCAGACACGGAGACCCUUGUAGAGGCACUAAUAGCUGCCGUUUGUGGGUUUUCAGCGGCAUACAUUGUUGUAGACGCUCUCGAUGAGUGCCCGAUUCUUGACGAGGAGCGAACGAGGCUUAUGGACUGCCUCAGUAAUAUCAUUGCCAAAAUGCCUGAUAACCUCCAUAUCUUUUGUACGAGCAGGGCUGAGCCGGAUAUUGGCACUAAGUUUGAAGAGUUGCUGUCUGUGCCAACAAAUAAAUCCAUCAGUCUCAUGGAAAAGCAGGCGGGCUUAGAUAGUGAUCUAAGUCUGUACAUCGACACAACCUUAGCUACUGGAACGUACCAACAUUGGCCUCCCGAGAUCAAGACCGAAGCCAAGGAAUCAUUACUCGCGAAAGCGGAUGGAAUGUUUCAAUACCUUGUCAGCCAUUUCGAAGUUCUCCAAAAGUUGAAUUCAAGAGGGGAAAUACGUUCAGGACUUCGGAAUUUGCCAUCGGGACUUGACGCAACAUAUAAUAGGCUCCUUCUCGACCUAGACCCCGCUUCUCAACCUCAGAUCCUAGACUCGCUGAAGUGGCUAGCUUUUUCAAGCAGACCACUGAGUCUCGCCGAACUUGCCGAAAUAUUCAUUUUCCGUCCUGGGGGUGUCAUCGACCUAAAAGAAGAGCGACUUUUUGCCCCAGAAGGGGUUUUGAGAUAUUUCUCAAGCCUCGUGACUACCGAGACAAGAGAAUACUAUACCUAUGGAAGACGGGAAACAAUCACAGCUGUCCGCCUCGCUCACUUCACAGUCAAGGAGUAUUUGAUAUCUAAUCGCAUCGAACGAAGCCCUGCAAAGCAGUUCUGGUUUACGGAGAGGAAUGCUCACCUGCACAUCGCUCAUUGCUGCCUGUCUUAUCACGUCAGCCAAAGUGCCGAGGCCAAAGAGUCUGACUAUGAGCUGGAAAGCUACGCAUCCGAGAAUUGGGUAGGGCACUUAGACCUAGUUCCGCGCGAUGAAUGGUCGUCUGAGGUUGUCCGGCUCGCUGAGCGUGCCCUCUCCAUCCGCAGUGACAGCUUGGAACUGCUUAUACGGAUUGGACCACUAUCUAAUUUUAGUCGGCUGGGAUGGUGGUUUACCGAAAUUGAACGGGUCAACAUGCGGCAGCGGCCGUAUUGCUACACUGCCGGGCUCGGCUCUCUGAAUCUCACCAAACUCCUGCUUCGUGGAGGUUCGAGAGCCAGCAUGUACUUGGUUCAGGAGGAUCUCAACUUGACCCUCCGAGUCGCUGCCAAAGCAGGUUAUCAUGAUAUUGUACGAUUUAUUCUUGCCCGAUGUGCACGUGACAAAGCACAAGACGCGGUCACUGUCGGGCCGCUACAGGCUGCGGCGGACCGAGGACAUUUGGCCAUAAUAAGCCUCUUGCUAGACAGUGGUGCAGAUAUCGAUGCGUACGAUGACGAAUUCGGGUCGGCUUUGAAGGCCGCGGCCAUGAACAAUCAGCCAACAGCACUACAAUUACUCCUGAGCCGCGGGGCUGACGUCCGCAAGGCAGGUUGUCUUUUGUCGUGCUGGAUAUCGACUUGUGGGGAGAAGUACAAUGUCCCGGGAAAUACUGAAGUUUUGCAGCUUCUUCUCGACAGCGGUGCUGAUAUAAACAGCAAGUGUGCAAGACACGGAAGCCCACUGAAUCAGGCAAUCACGAGGUGGUUAAGUCAGAAAACGCGUAGCUUUUUUGACUUUGUUGUAAGGCACGGCGCCGACAUUACAUUGGAUGAUGGGCGAGAGGGCACCCCGCUCCAAGCGGCAUGCCUCACAAUGCGGCCCCUUGGGGUUGUCGACCCGUCUCGAAGCAUGGCAGUGAUUGAGGCCCUGCUAGACAUGGGGGCCGACGUGAAUGGCCAGGGUGGGGAGUGCGGUAACGCAUUACAAGUGGCAUGUGGUAGACAAGAUGACGACACUAGUGUGAUUAGUCUGCUUCUCGACAAAGGCGCGGAAAUCAACCAGCUGGGAGGCCGCUAUGGAACAGCAUUACACGCCGCCUGCUCGAAAGCGGGCCCAAAGUUGGUUAACUUCUUGCUUGCCAAAGGUGCUGACCCUACGAUAGAGGGUGGGGAGUUUGGAAGCGUCUUGCAGGCGGCAUGUUCCAACUACGACCUAGACCACCGUCUAGGUAUUGUGAAGAAACUGGUCGAACAGGGCGCCGAUAUCAAUGCUGUUGGUGGCAAAUUCGGAAGCGCGCUGCAAGCGGCAGCUUCAAACGAAGUCCCAUUACUUUUCAAUCGCGAGAGUGGGAAUGUAGAAACCUUUUUGCUCAGCAAAGGCGCAGAAGUCAACAUGCAGGGAGGGAUCUAUGGCACAGCACUUCAAAGCGCUUGCGAAAUAGGCAAGAUGGAAGCGAUUCGCUUGUUACUUUCUCAUGGUGCAGAUGUAAAUGUUGAGGGCGGAACAUACGGGACUGCACUUCAGGCGGCUUGCUCGUAUCAAGUGUGGAGAAAGGGCUCUUACGACAUGGCACGCCUACUCAUAGAACAUGGCGCCAACGUACAUGUUCAAGGCGGCCUUUUCGGGAGCGCCUUGCAUGCUGCUGCUACGACUCCUCACUGGAUGGGUGAAGACAACGAACCGAUGAGGCUCCUCCUCGACCAUGGUAUCGAUAUUGACAGCAUAGGCCGACCAUAUGGCACUGCUCUGCAAGCUGCCCUUGAGAUCGUGCAGGAUGGCCACGGCCUCGUCCCCAAGCUCCGGUUUCUUCUCGAACGCGGCGCUGAUGUCAACUUAGGAGGCGGUCAAUAUGGAUUUCCUUUGCAGUCAGCGUGUGUACCGCGUUGGAGCAGUAUCUGCGGCCUCAUCUACCUCCUCGAAAACUGCCCCGGAAUCAACGUCAACAUGACAGGAGGGCUAUUUGGCACGGCUUUACAGGCAGCAACGUCUCAAGGCAUGACAAAAGGCGUUGAGCUGCUACUUCAGAAGGGAGCCGACACCAAUGUUCGUGGCGGAAAGUACAGAAGCGCACUCAAUGCGGCCAUCUUCAAAGGGUAUUGGGAUCUGGUCGAGAUACUGCUGGAUGCUGGAGCCAAGCCAGACUUUUAUCAUCUUUCCGAACCCGACGAGGAAUGGCUGGAAAGUAUUGGCAGUGAAGAUGGGAAGGGCGCUGUGGAUCGUUACAGGAAGUUUUGGGAGAUAGAGACGCUGAAAUUGAGCCAAGGCAAGGCGGUAAAAGGGGAGAAUGACUAG